CAACAGACGUCCAGAGUCCCAAGGGCGUCAUCGAUCAGCUGCUUGGGUAGGUGCCGGCAUAAAGUAGAGGGGACGUCGGCGUUGAAGCAGAGGAUACCAUGGCGGUGGGUAAGAAGCCCGCAGCCGCACCCCUCAAGGGCAAGAAGAAGCCCGCCACCUUUGUCAUCGACUGCGCCAAGCCAGUGGAGGACAAGAUCAUGAAGAUCGGCGAGUUUGAGAAGUUCCUGCUGGACAAGAUCAAGGUGGACAACAAGGCUGGUGUGCUUGGGGACAACGUGGUCGUGUCAAAGGACAAGACAAAGGUGACAGUGACAUCAGAGAUUCACAUGUCGAAGAGGUACCUCAAAUACUUGACCAAGAAGUUCCUUAAGAAGCACAAUGUCAGGGACUGGCUGCGAGUCAUCGCCUCCAACAAGGACCGCAAUGUGUACGAGUUGAGAUACUUCAACAUCGCCGACAAUGAGGCCGAGGAGGAGGAUUGAGCAUGGUUACCAGUAGCCCUGUUGUGAGAUAAGUGUGCAGCUCAGCUGCGAGGGGACCAAGUAAUCAUUGAGCACUGGCGAACAUUUAUUGCUGGGGUAACAUGGCAAUUUUUUAUCGCAAGGCUUUGUAAAGUCAUUCUCAUAC
Molecule: messenger RNA, 627 nt
Organism: Coccomyxa subellipsoidea C-169
Lineage: Eukaryota; Viridiplantae; Chlorophyta; Trebouxiophyceae; Coccomyxaceae
Product: ribosomal protein L22 component of cytosolic 80S ribosome and 60S large subunit
Exons: 5
Coding region: 99-482 (127 amino acids)
Biological process (GO): cytoplasmic translation
Cellular component (GO): ribosome
Molecular function (GO): structural constituent of ribosome; RNA binding
Source: RefSeq, a predicted model, not a curated record